CCCGUGUAUCUAAUGCUGCACAGUACACAGGCGAUUGGUAUUGUCAGUAUCGACUCGUAUUCACAAAAUUAGCUCAAUCUUCGUGAAUAGGCGUACGACAAUCGCUAAUUUAUCUUUAUUCCACUCAAGUCACUUCAUUUGGAAGCUGUCAGAAAGCAGUUUGCCACCAUGAGACGAACUACCAGUGAUCAGCCUCCUCCAUCACCCACUGACUCUAGCCCACCUCCUUCUCCAACCGACCCUCAAAAGGAACUCCCUGAUUGGUUUGAGCUCCGACCUUUCCAGUACGAUGGCCGUGUCUUCAUCACAGCUUUACCUGGCAUGUUCCUUGCUUUGGCCCUAUCUGGAGAACUACUCCUCGGUGUUGUGGUCAUAGGAGGGCUUCUGAUCCAUUUCAUGCAUAGUGGAGGAGCAAAACGGAGAGCUGUUCUGGUGUAUCUGUGCGUCUUUAUUGCAGCCCAAAUGAGCAUCAUCUACUCUGCUUUGCCGCUUCUUUGGGAGUCCUUCUACAACAUCAUUACCAUCCUCUUGCUGAAUAUGUCCAUAGUGAUGACAGGUGGAUGGAUUCUGGUCCACUUUGAGGAGUUCCUUAAAGAAGAGCCUACUCUCGCUGAGGCAUUAGAGAUGUCUUUGUUCACCAUCUUCCCCAGUGUUUCUGUCGCAGUAACCUGUUGCAUGUUGACGAUGCUGGCCUCUCCAAGUUAUAUUCCCUACAGCGUCAUUAUUCAUGGAUUUCUCAUAUUAAGACUAUUUGUUACGCCGACAUCACCUUCAUUUCGUAAGCCCAAUUAUAAAUCAUUUACCAGUUCGGGGGCUUUUGUUCUAGGUCAUGUCGAAGUUUCUCUACUUUUAAUUUUAUAUGUUUCAACUCCUGCAGAGGUAUUUAUUAUCAUGAAUAUUUGGAAUUUAUUUGAGUUGAUAAGUGUAUUGAGACUAUUGUUCUUGAUUUUUACACCAUGUUUUUUAAUGACAUUACUGGAACUGAGAGCAUGGACUGAAGGUUAUGGGAUUCAUUACAAAUACAUCAUCAUGAUUCGAUGGAUUUCAGGUGUAACAGCACUUCUUCUUGGGUCAAUACUCAUGAAAUACACACAUGUUUCAUUCAUGGUUGAUUGGUUAUCGGUCACAGUACUAACUAAUGUGCUUCUUGGUUGGACAGCAUCACAAAAAGGGCACGUGCAGCAAAUGUUCAAGUUGAUAUGUGGUGUUGCUGUUGGUCUUAUCUACACACUGGCUGUGUAUUUCAGUAUACCAAGACAUUUAGAGCUUCAAGACUUGGACCUCACAUGGAUCACUUAUGGUCUCAUCUCUAUGGCAGUCCUGUCCGUUGCUUGUUUCUUGGUAUCCAGCUCACAAAACCAGAAACUCUCAUCAGCUCUGCUCAUUGCUUUCAUGGGAGGGCUGGUUUACGCUGAAUCACUUUUGUACCAGCAUCAACUAUACUCGUCCUUUUUGUUACUGUGUACAAGUGUCUGUAGUGUUUACCUUUUUGUCAGGUUGCUGUCAGCCGGUGUUGUUACCUGGUAUUGUGCUUGGAUAGGGUCAGCGCUACACGCCUUUAAGGCUCCAUACUUGGUGGAAGUUUUAGCUGGGGUCAAUCAGUCUCCUAUAAGUGGCUCAUUCAGCAUAGUAGCUCUUACGUUAACGAUAACCAAGUUGUUUUGCUUUGAACAGCAGGGUGAACUUUCAAUCAGGGCUGCGUCUAUGUACAUCUUAUCUGUCACAGUCAGCAUAAUACUUUCUUAUCACAGUCUACUGCAACCGCUGUGUUACAUUCUUUAUGACAGCACACCUACAUCACUGCAGGCAGCAUGCUUUGUAAACAUCAUCUCAGCCUUACUAAGCCUGAAGGUAACUACCCAACAUUUACGUCAUCUCCCCUCUGCUCGUAAAAUCAACAUUCUGUGGAUCAUGACAACUUGUCUAAUAUUUGUGAUUCAGCCAUCAAGUUCAGUUUCACAAUACAAUUUGAGCAGCUGGCUGACCAUUACUGCCUGUACUCUGGGUUCAGCAAUCUUCCUUAGAAUAGCAUCUUUUCAGCUUGGUCCAUUCUUGGUCUUUAUACUCUCAUGCAUCUUUGGACUUGCAUCUGGAUUAAAAGUCUCUCUGAUGCUCUGUACAACUGCUUCCAAUUUAACAAUUUUACAGUAUACUCUUUCUUGUACAGCGUGUUCUUUUGUUAUGCUCACCCUUUUGAUAAACUUUCAAUCAAGUAGGCCUCUUCAGAAGCAGUUCACCUUGAAGCCCUCUGUGUGUUUUCUUGCAAUUGUUGCCCUAAUGACUUACAUUACAGAGGCAAAUCAAGCACUGAGUGACAGUGGCAAAGAUUUGAAAAUGCCUUGUUUGCAACUGUACUGCAUAAUCAGCAUGCUUCUUGUGUUUGCUCUACGUGCCCACUGUUUUUUCAUAAAGAAGAGAGAUCCAUUCGGGUCUUCACCAAACCAAGAAGCACUUAUUUGCAACUUGUUAACCAUCUCAGCUUACCUUCUUGCCUGCAUGAAUUGCCCAAUUGAGCAGUGGGAAAUCUGGAAUUCAGUCUCAGCUCUGAUUUUGUUGAGCCUCCAAAGAGAACCAAUUGUCUUUGUGAAUCUAACCACCAGAAGUACAAGUGGGGUUGUUGUUGGGGUAAGUUUACUCAAUGUAUACUCAGCAGCAGUGAUGCAAAGUGAUCUCUGGCUAGUGGGAAUGGGAUUUGUGGCCAUUUUGGAAAUUGGAUUAUUUCUCCUAACCUUUCCGGUUUUGUCAACAUUUGUACAGUACCAGCUGAUCAAUAAUCACAACAUAAAAGUCCAACUCUUGGUUUUCUUAACUCCCUUGAAUGUACUCUUUUUUCUUGUUGGAAGUUCCUACACAAGUUGGCUGCUUGCUGGCAUAGGGCUUAGUGCAGGGUUUGGGAUGAUUUCAACAAAGUUCUCCUUCACGGAAGGAAUAUGAGGUUUUUUUUAGGGAAGGUAUCAUGUCUGUACAUUAUCAUGGACCAUUAAAUGGUCAUUAUAAAUCCUUAUUUAUUUAUUGGAGUGCACGUACCAUUCAAACGCAAAUAUACAUGUUCUAGGUUUUUUUUCUGUUGAUUUUGUUUUUCAUUAGAAAUGAUCAUUUUGAAAUGGUCAGUUUACCUUUACCAGCAAGAAUGUUGUGGUAGAUUAUCUCAUUCAAAGUAGUUUUGGUUCACCUGAUCUUAGUUCAUUAAGAAAUACCUUAACAUCAACUUGAGUUCCCCCCAAGAUGAUCAGUUUUAAAGGCACUUGACACUAUUUGUAAUUACUGAAAAUAAUUGUUUGCAUAAAAACCUACUUGGUAGC
Messenger RNA from Asterias rubens (European starfish), 3302 nucleotides. RefSeq lists its product as uncharacterized. The coding region runs from base 169 to 2934 and encodes 921 amino acids. Lineage: Eukaryota; Metazoa; Echinodermata; Asteroidea; Forcipulatida; Asteriidae. The record is from RefSeq and is a predicted model, not a curated record. The transcript is spliced from 2 exons.